AUGAUACCAUUCUCUACUGCCGCCUCAACGAGGAGAAAUGGAAAACCCCCUUCGUGUGAACCUUGUCGCACUCAGAAAGUGCGAUGUGACCACGCACUUCCCGUGUGUGGUAGAUGCUACUCACGCGGAAUCGCCAAGGACUGCACUUAUCACCCCGCACCUUUAACUAAGCAAGCGGGUGCUCAAGGGAGCUCUCAUGAUUUGCAUCAUGAGCCGGCAUCCCCGCUUGUUUUCACCAAUUAUAAAGCGUUAUUUGAUGAAAAUAGAUCAUUGCUUCAGGGUCUUCUGCUCGAUGAGACCUCAAUCCUAUCAGACGACCCAGCAGUUCCAAGAGCUGAGGAUAUCUUGUCUGGCUCCAAGAUCCUGCUCUUCCUUCAAAGCUCAAGUGUCUUUAUACAAUUAGUAGACUUCUACUACCAGCAAAGCCAGGUUCCUAUCCUUCCCCACAUCAUGGCUCGGUCUAUUUGCUCUUCAGCACACAAUGUGCUUGGUGCUUCGUCGGUCACUGAUCCGCUUUCACAAGGGGUCCAGGUUGUCGCAAACAGAAUAUGCUUCCAGUCUUGUCGGAAGUUGACCAUAGGCGAGAAAAUGACAAUGCAAAACUACUGCUCACAAUUCACCGGCAAUAGUUUGCGAUGGGAAUCAGUCGGGAAUAUAUUUGCCAUUGCUGGUAUAUGCCUUAUGUCACUGGAAGAUGCGGAUCCCUUAUUGCUGGACGACAAUGGCAACCUUUGGGCCAAGACCACGCUUGCACAUCAGCUUAUAGAUGCUUGCGACAAAUGCGCAACGCUUUGCAUACACUCUUCGCAGGCGGCAAGUGAAGUAUCAGCUGCUUUCCUGUGCAAUAAUAUACAGCUCUUGACCAUGGUGCUUGGAGACGGGAACCAGCGCGUAUGGGAUCGCCUUACGGAACUUUCCGGACUUGUAUACAGCGGGGAACUUCACCUGGAUCGGAACACCCACCCAAUCUUUCUCCGGCAGUGGAGAAGGAGAAUUUUUGCGGCUGCCUUUUUCAUCGAUAAAGCGGUAUCUACCUUCAUCGGAAGGCCACCUCUCAUUAACUGGCGGUACUGUGACAUGACCCCUCCGCAGGAUGUCAGUGAUGAAGACUUGGUCUCUCUGGAAGGAAGAUCAGCCGAGCCUCAGUGGAAUCAGCAUGGCUGGCGCAUACCAAGCCGCUUGAGUCCAUGCUCAUUCAUCCGUCUGCGCUUCAUGAUCUCGGCUCUACGAUCGGAAAUUUUGGAGGUUUGCAUGGGGAUGAAUAGCUCCGAUGUCGAGCAGCGAGCAAGAGAAUUGUUACGUAGAGUAGUGGCCUUUCCAGAAAAGGUCCCGUCUUAUAUGCGAUUCGAUACAGUCGCCGAGUCGCAGAACCCCCAAGGCAUGACAAACCACGAUCGCAUGGUUCUCCUAGCGCAUCUCGAUAUGAAGUACAACAGCUUUCUUCUCCAGCGAUCUAUCCUGAAAAGAACGAACACGGGCCUCAGGGCCCUGUUACAGUCUUGCGAGGAAAUUUUAACGGCUAUAUCCAAAAUUUGCAAAGAAUACGAGAAUAUUUCUGCUCUUAAGAAUGACUUUUCCUGGGCUGUUUUGUUUUACGGCUUGCCCUGUGCUGGCUUGAUUGCAUUUGAAUUGGUCAAAGGCCCUCCACACCAUGGCUUGUCCCGACUCAUUCCCCUUCUGAGUGUUUUUGCAUCCUCUCUUCGGUGGAUAGCUCCGCUCAACUAUGGAAACUACACAAUUUGUCGGCAAGCGGAGUUUCAACUUAGCCGUAUCCUCGAUGCUGCUAUUGAGCGUCAGUUCACCUCGGAGGAUCCUGUUCACUUUGCCAAUCAGCUUGCUGUUGCCGAUUCUUCCGCGCUGCAGUUUCUACCCCUAGACUCUUUGGACUUCUUGGAUCCUGCGGUUCUCUCAAACCAACAGGAAGAGUUUUCAAGCAUCGACAUAUUUUGA
Messenger RNA from Penicillium riverlandense, 1950 nucleotides. RefSeq names its product C6 transcription factor. Gene Ontology annotation, cellular component: nucleus. Bases 1 to 1950 code for a protein of 649 amino acids. NCBI's taxonomy places the organism in Eukaryota, Fungi, Ascomycota, Eurotiomycetes, Eurotiales, Aspergillaceae. Gene Ontology annotation, biological process: DNA-templated transcription; regulation of DNA-templated transcription. Gene Ontology annotation, molecular function: DNA binding; DNA-binding transcription factor activity, RNA polymerase II-specific; zinc ion binding. The transcript has 4 exons. The record is from RefSeq and is a predicted model, not a curated record.